AUGGAGGAGGGAAUGAAUGCUCUGCAUGAUUUUGGGAUCCAGUCAAUCCGCUACCUCCAGGUGAAUUACCAGAACUCCCAGGAUUGGUUCAUCUUGGUGUCCGUGAUUGCAGACCUCAGGAAUGCCUUUUAUGUCCUCUUCCCCAUCUGGUUCCAUCUUCGAGAAGCUGUGGGCAUCAAACUCCUCUGGGUAGCUGUGAUUGGAGAUUGGCUCAACCUCGUCUUUAAGUGGAUUCUCUUUGGACAGCGCCCAUACUGGUGGGUCCUGGACACCGACUACUACAGCAACACCUCCGUGCCGCUGAUAAAGCAGUUCCCGGUCACAUGUGAGACUGGCCCAGGGAGUCCCUCUGGCCAUGCCAUGGGUACGGCAGGUGUAUACUAUGUGAUGGUCACAUCCACCCUCUCUAUCUUUCGGGGAAAGAAAAAGCCAACCUACAGAUUUCGGUGCUUGAACAUCAUUUUGUGGUUGGGAUUCUGGGCAGUGCAGCUGAAUGUCUGUCUUUCACGAAUCUACCUUGCUGCUCAUUUUCCCCAUCAAGUUGUUGCUGGAGUCUUGUCAGGCAUUGCGGUUGCUGAGACUUUCCGCCACAUCCGGAGCAUCUACAACGCCAGCCUCAAGAAAUAUUUUCUCAUUACCUUCUUCCUGUUCAGUUUUGCCAUCGGAUUUUACCUGCUGCUAAAGGGGCUGGGGGUCGACCUCCUGUGGACCCUAGAGAAAGCCAAGCGAAGGUGUGAGCGGCCAGAAUGGGUCCACAUUGACACUACGCCCUUUGCCAGCCUCCUCAAGAACCUGGGGACACUCUUUGGCCUGGGCCUGGCUCUCAACUCCAGCAUGUACAGGGAGAGCUGCAAAGGCAAGCUUAGCAAGUGGUUCCCGUUCCGCCUCAGCUGCAUUGUGGCCUCCCUCGUCCUCCUGCAUCUCUUUGACUCUUUGAAACCCCCAUCCCAAAUCGAGCUGAUCUUCUAUGUCCUGUCCUUCUGCAAGAGUGCGGCAGUGCCCCUGGCAUCUGUCAGUCUCAUCCCCUACUGCCUGGCCCAGGUCCUGGGCCAGCCGAACAAGAAGACUUUGUAA
Messenger RNA from Mesoplodon densirostris (Blainville's beaked whale), 1074 nucleotides. RefSeq names its product glucose-6-phosphatase catalytic subunit 1 (gene G6PC1). NCBI's taxonomy places the organism in Eukaryota, Metazoa, Chordata, Mammalia, Artiodactyla, Ziphiidae. Gene Ontology annotation, biological process: gluconeogenesis; glucose 6-phosphate metabolic process. The coding region runs from base 1 to 1074 and encodes 357 amino acids. The transcript is spliced from 5 exons. Gene Ontology annotation, cellular component: membrane. Gene Ontology annotation, molecular function: glucose-6-phosphatase activity. The record is from RefSeq and is a predicted model, not a curated record.